This is a messenger RNA of Ornithodoros turicata, 942 nucleotides long. RefSeq names its product Krueppel-like factor 5. The record is from RefSeq and is a predicted model, not a curated record. The transcript is spliced from 4 exons. Bases 25 to 891 code for a protein of 288 amino acids. NCBI's taxonomy places the organism in Eukaryota, Metazoa, Arthropoda, Arachnida, Ixodida, Argasidae. Gene Ontology annotation, molecular function: RNA polymerase II cis-regulatory region sequence-specific DNA binding; DNA-binding transcription factor activity, RNA polymerase II-specific. Gene Ontology annotation, biological process: regulation of transcription by RNA polymerase II.
CCCACUUGUUGCUUGUGUGCCGGCAUGGAUGGGCCGCCGCUCUGCGCUCCGAUACACGAGGAGAACAAUGAAGUCUUUGACGAUGAUCAAAUAGUUCCCGACUGGAAUUCCCCUCUGCGAGCGGCUUCAAAGGAGAGGAACCCGGCCUGGCCGUCCCAGAACCCCAAGCAGCGACAGGUUAAACACGAGCUGGACACGUACUUGGACGAGUGGGGGGCUGUGGUCCCCCCAGAGAAGACACGACGCCAAAGUGCCUCUCAAGUGGACCAAUUUUUCCAAGACCACAGCGGUUUCCAGUAUGCGAGGCAAAGGACCAUGUAUCAAUACGACCAGCAAGACCAUCGCCGGCGCUACAACCCGCUGUGCAACGACGAUGUGUUCGCUAAGCCUAACCCACCACCGGGACCCUUCAACGCCAUCUGGGAGGACAUCACGGCGAGCAUUAAUGUUCGAGAGCCAGUCCACGUACCGGUACGCGGGAUGUACAUGCCGCCGACGCCUCCGAGUUCGGAGCCCGGUAGCCCGGAUACCCCGCUGGGACCAUCCCGGCUGACGCCGCCACCGCCCUAUCAGCCGGUCAAGUACAAUCGCCGCAAUAAUCCGGAACUGGAGAAGCGCAGAGUCCAUCAUUGUGAUUUUCCAGGUUGCAGCAAAGUUUACACCAAGAGUUCUCACCUGAAGGCCCAUCAAAGAAUUCACACGGGAGAAAAACCGUACCAGUGCCAAUGGGCCGAUUGCCAGUGGCGGUUUGCCCGAUCCGACGAACUUACCCGCCAUUACCGCAAGCACACGGGCGCCAAACCCUUCAAAUGCCGCAUCUGCGAACGCUCUUUCGCGCGCUCCGAUCAUCUGGCUCUACACAUGAAGCGACAUCAGCCCAAAGCCUUGUAAAUACAUUCAUCAUUGUAGAUAUUGUACAAAUAAAACGUUACGUUUCUUUCA